This is a messenger RNA of Oryza brachyantha (malo sina), 1619 nucleotides long. Its product is annotated as tubby-like F-box protein 2. The coding region runs from base 86 to 1162 and encodes 358 amino acids. The transcript has 5 exons. NCBI's taxonomy places the organism in Eukaryota, Viridiplantae, Streptophyta, Magnoliopsida, Poales, Poaceae. Gene Ontology annotation, molecular function: protein binding. The record is from RefSeq and is a predicted model, not a curated record.
UGUAAGGCUAAAAUUAAGAGGGGCAUUUGAAGAGUUCGUAAAUGCAAUCGUGAGAGAGAGAACGAGAGAUCGCCGGCGAUUCGCGAUGGUCCCGUGGCGCUGCAGCUCAUCGUGCAACCGUUCCGCGGGGUCCACGCGGCCACCCGCCGGCAGCAAUGCGAGGGUUUCCCCUGACAUCUCGGCGGACUUGUCGCCGUCGACGGGGGAGGAGGAAGUGGCCGAAGAGGAGAGGUGGUCGGCGCUAGUGCCCGACCUUCUCGCAGACAUCCUGCGGCGCGUGGAGGCCGGGUCGGAGAGGUGGCCGCCCCGGCGCGACGUGGUGGCCUGCGCCAGCGUCUGCCGCCGGUGGCGCGAUGUCACCGUCUCCGUCGUGCAGCCGCCCCUCGAGUCCGGGAGGAUCACUUUUCCCUCGUCAUUGAAGCAGCCUGGACCAAGGGACGCACCAAUGCAGUGUUUCAUCAAGAGGAACAAGAAAAACUCUACCUUUGUUCUAUAUCUUGGCUUAACACAACAACUAACAGAUGAAGGAAAAUUUCUAUUGGCUGCUCGGAUGUUCAGGCGUGGGUUGCACCGGGAAUAUAUUAUCUCCGUUAGCUCUGAUGGUCUCUUCCAUGGAAGCCAUUCAUACGUUGGAAAUCUAAAGUCUAAUUUUAUGGGAACAAAGUUCACUAUUUGCGAUUGGCAAUCACCAUAUGAAGUUGGUAGGACGUUCAGCAGCAGAUCCAGUUAUUGGUUUGGAAGCAAACAGAGAAGGCCACCGGUUUCCACUGGUGAUGUAGAAGUUGGAGAGGUAUCCUAUAAAUACCCCAGUUUGGGACUCAAAUCAAGAUUUCCAGAAAGAAUGAACCGUGGUGUUCAGUGUCCCGUCAUUGGGGGUACUGCAAUGGAUCCGCAGGAUGCAGAACAACCUGGCACCUUAUUCGUUCUGAACAGUAAGAUUCCAAGUUGGCAUGAGCACCUUCGGUGCUGGUGUUUGAAUUUUCACGGUCGGGUUAUGGUUGCAUCUGCGAAGAACUUCCAGCUUAUUGAGCCAUCGGACGAGACAGUGGUGCUGCAGUUUGGAAAAUUUGACGACGACGUUUUUACAAUGGACUACCGGCAGCCUCUAUCGGCAUUCCAGGCAUUUGCUAUCUGCCUCUCCAGUUUCUUUGUGAAUAGGUAACUCAGUGCGUUCAUUACUCUGUCAUUCAUUUAGAACGAGUUCAAUAGUAUAGCCAAUCGCUAGCUCCAAUUCAUCUAUAGUCAAUCUAAUGGCUUAUUCAUACAAUAGUUACCUACAAAACAUUAGUAUAUGGUUCCACAUGUCAUAUGCACACUCUGUCUAGAAGUCCGUGUGUAGCUGGCUACAAAUUAGUAGUCCACCUCUCUUCUCUAUCCUCUCUUAUCUUUUUAAAAUAUAUUUAUAGCUGGCUUAUAACAUGCUAUUGUACCUGCUCUUAUUCCGGCGAGAAGGAUGUCAGAAAUAGUCCAUAUUUCUUUUGAUGACGCAGUUAUUCGAACCAUACGGUUUUAUAUAUGAUACAUUGCCUUGCCGCCUUAUGAUGUUGUGAUGCAUAUCUGUAGCUUGUGUGCAUAGGAUGCUGUAUGUAUGUUUCCACGAUGAGGAAUACCGAUUCUGC